UCAAUUCUGUCUCAACUUUUAGCUGGUGAUAAAUCAAAGAAUUCAUCUGGAGCGGCACAGGUUAUAAAGAAUUCACAUAUUGUGUGCUUUGAUGUUGAUUCAACAGUAAUACGUGAAGAAGGUAUUGAUGAAUUGGCAAAGUUUUGCGGCAAAGGCCAUGAAGUAGCUCGAUUAACAAAAGAAGCGAUGAAAGGAUCAAUGACAUUCCAAGAGGCACUACUAUUACGUUUGAAUAUUAUUCAACCAACACAGCAGCAAAUUCGAGAAUUUCUUAAAUCACAUCCCAGCACAUUAUCAACGGGCAUCAAAGAAUUUGUUUGUAGAUUGCGUGAUGCAAAUAAAACAGUUUAUCUCAUUACUGGUGGAUUUGAUUGCUUGAUCGAACCUAUUGCUGAAGAACUUGGCAUUCCAUUUGGCCACAUGUUUGCCAAUAAAUUGUACUUCCAUUUCAAUGGUAAAUAUGCUGGGUUUGAUGCGAACCAACCUACCUCACGAACUGGUGGAAAAGGUGAAGCAAUUAACAUGAUUCGACGAUCACUGGGAGAACAACAACAAAACGUCAGUAUAACAAUGAUUGGUGAUGGUGCUACUGACCUUGAAGCAUCACCGCCAGCUGACAACUUCAUCGGGUACGGUGGCAAUGUCGUACGUGACGAAGUUCGAAACCGUUCUCAAUAUUAUAUUACCGACUUUCAACAAUUGUACAAAGAUAUUUAACGAUAUCGCGCUUAAAUAUAUACUCAAAUAAUACUAUUGACUCCAACUUUUUUCACACUAUCCGUAAUAAUUUCAUAUAAUGUAAAAUAUCAAAAGUCAAUAAAUAUAUCGUUCGCAUUA
Messenger RNA from Contarinia nasturtii (swede midge), 837 nucleotides. RefSeq names its product phosphoserine phosphatase-like. Gene Ontology annotation, biological process: dephosphorylation; L-serine biosynthetic process. The record is from RefSeq and is a predicted model, not a curated record. Gene Ontology annotation, molecular function: L-phosphoserine phosphatase activity; magnesium ion binding. Gene Ontology annotation, cellular component: cytoplasm. The transcript is spliced from 2 exons. The annotation marks the transcript as partial. Lineage: Eukaryota; Metazoa; Arthropoda; Insecta; Diptera; Cecidomyiidae.